Boeremia exigua is the source of this 2087-nucleotide messenger RNA. RefSeq lists its product as uncharacterized. Lineage: Eukaryota; Fungi; Ascomycota; Dothideomycetes; Pleosporales; Didymellaceae. The record is from RefSeq and is a predicted model, not a curated record. Bases 170 to 1951 code for a protein of 593 amino acids. The transcript is spliced from 3 exons.
GCAAACAGCCUUACCGACUUUGUGGCGGCGGCAAUCUGUUGCACAACUGUGCUGUGCUCUCGCCAUCCUCACUUCACCGCUGCUGCCAAGAUUUUAGGAUCCGAAAAUAUAAACCUACUCUUUGGUCACGAUCUGUCAGAAUUUCACUCCAGUACCUCAGAUCACCAGAAUGUCUGACACGCUAUCGGGUACUCGGCUGCCUUCUGACACGCCGGCUGCAGGCACGCUCGAAGAGCUGAAGGCCGCUAGUCUUAGAUUUCUUGUGGACAUAAAGGCUCGUCUUGGAGACUCGUCGCAGCUCGAUGUCGUGCACAAGACGCUCGAUUCUUUCAGAAAGGGCGCAAUGAGCAAGCGGGAUGCAUACACAACGAUACACAAUACUCUUGAAGGGCAUGACGAUCUCAGGCAAGGGCUUUUGGAUAUCAUUAUGCAUCCAGCAGCCGAAUGGGCUCCCGGCGACUUUGAUCUACCCACCAUGCAGCCAACUCAGCCGCUUAUCAAGCCGACUCCUGAAUUUCUGCAGCCGCCACAUCAAUCGCAGGUGCGCCUCCCGUCCAUCUCAUCCAAGUGGCAUCAACCACUUGGUCAGAUGACAUACUGUGGCUACAACGAUUACAAACCUACGGAAUCGUCUCCCGAGCUGCCAGGUCUUGCUCUCCUCCAGCUGCCUCACCAACCUACACAUAACUGGGUGGAUGAUAGAGCAAAGACUGAUCAUCCGGCUGUUCACGAUGAUACGCCUGUAUUGCCUCCUGUCCAUCCGGUCUUUCGUAACCCAUGGCACGAUGCGAGCUACGCUGAUACCUGGGCGAACGGCGACAUGUAUGUUGGCGAUCAGUUCUACGCUCAAGAGUCGCUUAACAUAUCCUACAGUGGCCACCUGCAGCCUCCGGUAAUCUACUCCCAAGAUAUUGAAUCGUACCAGCAGCCAAGUUUUCUCUCACAGACCGCUCUCUCACCAACGCUCACUCCGCAAUCUACCUACGAGCCGACACCAGCUUCAAAUGAAGACAGUGUCUUCUACAGGACCAGUCUGUAUGAAAAAAGUCCGGUGCGAUUUCAAGUGCUGCCGACGCCGAUCUCUCAAUCUCCGCCUGAUAUGCAACAAUCUCGAGAUACAACAGAAUACAGCCAGACAGACCGGCCUCACUCACCGAAAGAACUCUUCAUACACGCCCUGUGUGGCAAAGGUUUCACGACAUUGGCGGCGGUGAAGAAACAUCAUUGGGGCAAGAAGACCAACGACCUCGCAACAACGACAGGUUGCUGGGCAAAGCACAAGAAACCGAACACUCCCUGGUAUGCUCAUUCUAGCUGUGAAUACGGACAGCACGCGUCUGAAAAGAGCAAGAGUUUUUCUUCUACAUCCAAGCAAGGUCAGCUGAAAGCCUCGUCGCAGCGCAAGACUCAGACACCUUCGACCUCGCUGCAAUUCAACACAGUGCCUGGUUUCCCGACGCUUUCCGAUUUACCUAAUGCAGUCGCAAGAACCUUGAGUGCAGGAAACCCAAGCCCAGGAGAACUGAGCUCACGUUAUCAUACCCAUCGACUUCCGUCGUCAAGUGGCUUUGACAGUCUGUUGACAGCAGUCAACAUGGUCUCCCAGAUUGAUGCGCCGAAACCUGAGACUCGGACAAACUCUAUCGCCCUGCAUCUAGAUGCUCAAGUCGCUGCUUCAGAACAGGAGGCUCAGUUCGUGCCGUAUGUACCAGCUAAAAGCUCUCGUGGUAUACCUAUCGCCGUGCCAGAUGCAUUGAAAUCAGUGGGAAUUGUCCUGGGAGAACCUGCAAAUGGCGGGAGUGGGCAUCUUCCAAAUCACGGCAAGGAAGAAUGUCUUUUGAGAAGCCAGACUGGUGUUGCAGGGUCCGUUGCGUCCGCGGCCUUCUCGCAGCCGCUUGAGCCCCUUCACUCCGGAUCAUCAGGUCCUGCAAAGAAAAAGCGAAGAGUCUAGACAGACUUCCAGAUGACCUCGGUGGUUAAAUCACUUCACGUCAAGCAAAAGCUGUACACACUCUUGCGCGAUUAUGACGUAGUGUGUGUUUGUUUAGAAAACGGCGUCCGGUAUAUGUAAUGAGGCUGUCACGGUA